UAACAUCGUUCGUUCUAUUUACAGUACUGGUUCGUUUUCAGUGAGUCACAGUUCUUACACAAUUGUAUUUAUGAAGGAAAUAACCAAUUUAAAAAUUUGUAUUUGUGCUAUGUUCGCUAUCCACGAUAAUAGUAUGUAGUAUGUAUAAAGUAUAUAAAGUAAAUAUGCACAUAUUCACAUUACAAAACUUAAUUCGAAGGAAUAUGUUUAGAAAUGCCAAUUUCCAUAAUUACCGGGUCUCUUACUUCCAAUAUGCAAUGUCACUUGCCAAGGAAACCCCAUCCUCUCUAUAUAACAGGAGCGGGGAAACUUCCAAAGUUGCAGCUUUCAGAGACAGCAGCUGUAUUCUUAAGUUGUAGCUCUUUUGCAAAGAUAAUGUACCAGUAGCAGUAUCCUGCCAAUAUACACGCGGUCAGCAGGUUUCAUUUUUUAGUCUUUAUCUAUUCUUGGGUGAGAUACACUGCUUCAAGAAGUUUUUUCCGUGUUUUUGCUUCUGUUCAUUUUCUACUACGAUAUUUUAACUUUGAUUGAUAUAUUUCUUCCAAAUAUGGUCGGCUUCUUUAUUACUUGUCCUCGCCGUUCUUGUCCUUCAUAUAGUCCCUUCGCUCUCAUUUAGAAAUCCCAGUCUUUCUGCGUUGAAUCAGCGUGUGUACUUUAAUGUGAUUUUCCGCAACGAACAGACGGCAGCUUGAGAUUUAUUAUAUCCCGCAUCUCGGCGUAGUGAAACCACCGUUACGGAGCAUAUCGUAUUUUACGGGGCAAGCGCUGAUGGGAUGGAAAUCUAAAUGCAACCCUUUACUUGCGCCUCGCCAAAUUCAAAACAGGUGGUGUAAAACUUUUGGCAUGAUAGCUAAACUCCAUGAAUUAGCACGUAGAUCGUCCCAAUGAUACUGCAUUGGUGUUGUCAGCAGGAUAUUAGCAAUUGAGAAAAAGUGAAAAAUUCUUGUGCAGCAGUGCGACAUACGAGUAUGUAUACAGAUGUGCUUUGUGUCAGUGCAAUUGGGGGUAAAAUGAGUGAAUUAUUCUUGUAAUCAUAUAACGGGUUAAUAUUGCCCAAGUGAUUUGUAGUCAAUUGCCCCCGAUGGUGUUUACGUGUUGUAAUUUUGGGCAACAUAUAUUGAUGAAAGCUUAAUACUAAUUACUUUGGAAUUUAACAAAGCAGCUAAUUGAUGUUAAUUGAUAUUGGGGAGACAGCCACUGAUAGGUUUUAAAUACGACGUCUACAGCAACUCAUUGCCCCCAACGAAAAUGCCAAUAAUUUGAGGAAUUAAGAUGGCGACAUAGAGAUAUAACAUAUCAAAGCGUCUAAUUAGCAACUGAAGUGUCAGACCUACUAAUUAUCUCCAUGCUUGUUUACACCAUUUCAUAGAGUUGCAUUCUCAAAUAACCUACUAACAAUGAUGGCAUCCUUUACUAUUAUCUCGUUUUAAGCAGUUGCUCGUAAAGAGGAAGUCAACAGAGAAAAGGCUAUAUACGAGCCUCAUAUAAGUGAGGGAACUCAUUUCUUCUUCCUGUUACUGUAAACAAAUUUGACCAAGUUGUUGCCGAACGAGGCGAUAAAUACACUCAAGGUGGAAGGAGGCUAAAAUUCAACGUAAAACUUUCUUAAGAACAGGGAGGCAUAGGUUACUGGUUGUGACAGAGGAAAGGAUGGGCGAUUUCGAGAGAAUUCGUUUAGUAAUCCUUGGAGGCGCCGGUGUAGGAAAAAGUUGUGUUCUUAAACGUUUUCUCUUCAAAACAUACUCUGAUAAGUAUCGAGCAACAGUGGAGGACCUUUACAACAGAGAAUACGAUCUAGGCGGAGUGACCCUUAAGGUCGAUAUUUUAGACACUUCUGGGGAUAUGCAAUUUCCUGCAAUGCGACGCCUUUCAAUAGCAACUGCUCACGCAUUCCUACUCGUCUAUGCAACGACAUCGGCUCCAAGCUUCGCCUGCGUGAAACAAUGCUUUGAAGAAAUUCGGGAACAACGUGCAGAUUUUCAGGACAUUCCAAUCGUCAUAGCAGGCAACAAAUCGGAUUUAGCCCAAACCCAUCGUGAAGUUCGACUUGAGGAAGUAUCAGAUUGGGUAUAUUGCGAGCUACCCAGACUCAGGGCAAAGGUUAUGGAGUGUUCGGCUAAGGAUGAUUACAAUGUGACAGAAUUAUUCAAAACUCUACUGUCGCUGUCAAGAUUCUUACCUGUAGGUAAUAACGAAAAUACAUCUGGAUUAAAACGUAGAUCAUCAGCAUACGUCAGUGCAACUAGUAAAGGAAAAGCAAGAAUUGGAAGUCCGUCAAUAUCCACUACUAGCAACACUUCAGUGUUAACGUCAACCUCGGCAAUAGCAGACCCAACAGCCAGUGGAGAAUCAAGAUUGAAACCCCGAUCGAGAUCUCUUAUACGAAGAUCAUCGCGCAAAGCAAAGCAACAAAUUCAAAAUGCACCAACAGAUGAUUGCAACGUGCAGUAGGAAAGAGAAACGGACAAAUUCUCUUUUUAAUCAGUUGGAUCUGUCUUUUACUUUUCUUUCAAAUGAGAGUUAAGAUUAUCCAGCAUAAAGGUGCUCAAAUCAACUUGAGAUACGAAAUAGGUUAACCCAUGAUCUCCUUCCAGAAUCUUCUAGGAUAUAAUAGUUGACGUUGUAUACAAUAAAUUUUCUAAUAUAUAAUAGCGUUGUUUUGUUUGUAUAGCUGUUUUUGAUUGCUGUUGUAAAAAUUACCAUUGAAAUUCAUUAUGGCGUUAUUUUUUAAAAGCACUGAUACAUUUUCCUACAAUCCUACAAAUGUUCAUAUUAGAUUUACUCAAAACUAAGGUGAAAAAGAUGUGUUGAGGCUACGUGUAGCUUUAUAUAUAAUAUAAGUUAUAUAGUUAGGAAUGCGGACAUAAAAGCAGAUAUUUGGAAAAGUUUCUAAAAGAAAGCGACAAAGGGUAUGUCAGAAUAACCCUUUAGAGAGCAAACUCCGCGCAUACGUCGUGUAAAUACAUUGUUUGUCGGGUGUUUCCAUAAAUUAUUUCCAGAUUUCAGGUUACAAACAGAAGAUAUGAACGAAUCGUCCAAUCUGCACAUACAUAUAUUAUGUAACUACAUUCGAAGCACGUUAUUAAUACGCAAUGUUGUUGGUAUAUUGAAAACGUUUUUUGCACUAAAAAGCCGAUUGUUAGUUCGAUUUUUUGUUAAAUAUAGUGUUGUAAGUGGUGAUAUUUGAAAAAUGUAAUCGAAAAUGUGGCAAAUUCAAAAUGAAGUAACUUUCUUCUAAAAAUGCGCAUCAUCAAAUUAAAAGUUCUUAAUAAACAUUUCAUGAGAACUUACUUCCAAGUAAAAUUGCUCGUUUCGAACAUAUUUUAAUGUGAAAUUUAUCAAAACUGAGGAGACUCUUAGCAUGUAUAAUAUUUAGACAAAUACGGUGUAAAUAAGAGAAACGAUGCAAAGUGAAUUGUGAUGAAAAUAUUAGAUAUUUGCAGUUAAAAUUAUACAACAAAACUGAAGGAUAUACUAGUUCUUUUCCUCCAUUUUGAAUUGAAUAACAGGAAAUCACUAACUCUACUUUCCAUUGAAUUUUUCAACCGAAACUAAACGCAUUGGAACUAGUUAUAGAAAGAAGUGAGUAAUACAAUAAUUUUGAAAUUAUAUGUUUUAACUUAUGUUCCUAUUUUCAAUUAGGUAUGUACUUAUAUACGUAUAUUUGCAAAAGAUUUUUGAUUAACGCUGACGAGGUGAAUGAAGUGGUGAAACUAAAUUUUAUCAUUGAAUGUCCCCCCAAUACAUAAGUUAUAAUGUUUACAUUGUUAUAUGAGACUGCAAAUAUUUAUACAAAAACUAUUGCAGUCUAAGAAUGGUGGUAACAAGCGUGGAGCUGAUUCUCUUAAUUCUUGGAAAGUGUCACAUGCUCCCACAUAUUUACUUCUAUCAUUUAAUAUAAAUGCUACACAGGUUGCCGAUUUUUUACAAUAUCAAUAGGAACCAACGUACAGAAAGUAACGUUCCAUAUAAUACACGCAAAAUGCAGCACCCUUUAAUAUCUUUAACAUUUGAGCAGUCAGUCAAGAUUGUUAAAUAACUAAAUGCUAAUAUAUAUCGCGGGGGCAUUAAAGGUGCAGGUAAUUUUUAUUAGAAAUUAAAAUGCGAAGUAAAUCGAGAACUUAACUUUGGAGAUAUGCAUUGUUGUUAAAUAUAAAAUAUAAGAAUAUUCAUAUUGUUUACUGAAUCAAAAAUGGUUUCUGCUGUUAGCAUAUUAAGGUAAGACUUUUUGAAACUACAGUUGAGUAGGUUUGAAAGUUAAAUAAAUCAAAACAAAUCACUACAGAAAAUACAAGAUUAAAUUAAUAGGGCCAAUCCAAGGCCCAAUCAUAUUUGAUAAAUGAAUAACAAGGACACACAAUUAUGGAAUUGAAAGUUGAGAUCUCACGCAAUUGAACUCCCUCCUAGAUAUGACUGAAUAUUUGCCAACUUUUUUAACAGCCUCACUUUAUAGCACAAAAAUCUAUAAGAACGCACCCCUAAAUCAACUUAUAUAUGCCACUUUUUCAUGCUUUUAUACAGUGGGUAGGCAUUUUAAAAUCGACUUAAAAUUUUCAAACUCUGUAGAGUUCGAUUGUUACAAUUGUCCACUUCAAACACAAUAGAUUAAAUAUUGAUAAUAAGUUGCUUAAAGUAUUUUAAGAAAGUGUGAUAUGAAAGAUUUUCAAACUCAUAAUAAAAACGGAAAAAUAGAUUUGCUAAAGUUCUGCCUUGUAAUACCGAACUGAUCGAAUUUUAAGGUAGACAAUGUAUAGCGAGAGUCUUCGAAUUUUUAUUUUUCAAUUUAGUGAGCAGCAUAUAAAAGAAUUUCGCCCUGGAACCACCGUUCGAUCUAAUAAUUGCGGUUGUUAACAUUGUCUUCAUAAUUUUGUUUUCAAAUAGUAAUUUUUCAUGAAAUAAUAAAAAUUUAACAUUUAGUGGGAAAGUUAUUACACUGGCAGCUAUUAUCAAAGAAUAACAUCAUUCCAAUCGUUUGAAUAUUUUGAAACAAAUUACUUACAUUACUUGGAAUACGAAAUCGAAAAACGCAAUGUUGAAACUGAUGUUUUGCACGACUACAUACCGUAACGAAAACUUUAAAUGCGUUGUCCUUCGAACAGUAAUUGAAAAUUUUAUAUUUUUCUUAAGCUUAUCAUCAUAUAUCUAUAAAAGGUUUGGAAAUAUUAUAAAUGCGUUUUUUAACUUUGAGUAAUGAAAUUUGUGAUAACUUGACAACCAAUGUCAUUUCAUUAUAAAAAUAAAUGUUUGAUCGCUAGCUCUUGUAUUUAAGGAACUAUUUUCAAUUGGUUCAUUCUUCUUGAUAUUAUUGUUAGGUUGCGUUUACCAUUUGGUGCUGUGUGGUAGUGUGCAGUGCUCGUAAUUUAGCCGAAGAGGCAGCAUUAUCUCCAAUUAUCGACGGAGGGAAAAAAUUGACUGCUAAGUAAAAAUAAUUAUGAUACGUUGAAGUGAUGUUGCCCCUUAAAGUGGUCUUUAGCCCAAUAUCUAGGAAGUCGACGAAACUCAUAAUCAAAACCACUUGUUAAAUCAAAAUUACUUCAAAAUAAAUAUCAAAGUACCUCUUAUACCUGUAUAAGUAUCUAGUAUUAUCACUUAGCCAAACAAGGAAGUAAAUCAAAAACAAAAUAAAGGGGAUCAAAAUGUAAAAGAACUGGCAUAUUUUGAAAAUAAUUAUCCAGCAAAUCCGUUUAUAUUUUUAAUCUUUGAAAAUAGCAGUUUCAAGGCAACUCAAAGUUUUUCCACAUAUAUGUGUAUUUGAAAGUUUAUUAUCCGAACUGUCAUUUGACCAAUUAGCGUAAUUUGUGAAAAUUACAUAUUAAUCAUCUGAGUGUUUGAAAGAAGUAUCAUAUUGAUCAAUGUUGAUAUGUUCAAUAUAAAAUUAACUAAAGAAUUUACUGGAGUAUUAAGAAUACGAUGAGCAGCCGUUGAGAUCAACUAACUUAUUAAAGAUUGUUCAGUGUAUCGUGUUUAAAUCAAGGAAUUCCAAUUCUGAGACGAAUGAAACCAUUAUUAGCGCUCUACACAAUUAUAAUAUAAGACCGCGUUUUGAUUCAAAAAGCACAAUAAAACGAAGAGUAAUUUAUUAAUAAUAAAGUUUUCGCUGUUGAGAAAAACUUCUUUUUUUAUUUCAUCUGGAAUUAAUUUUAGAAUCAAGGAUUGAUAUAUUGAGUAAAUUUUGACCCUUGCAGGGAUGUUAUUUUUCGUCCCUUGCAUAGUGAUGCGAACCAAUAAUUGCCAAUCCGGCGACUGAUUCAAUUUGAGAAGUAUAUCUCUUGGAUCCAUGCAUCAGCCAUCCAACUGGGUAAUGAUAAAAUCCACAGAUUACGGUCAAGUUAAACCAUUAGUUUAACAGCGUCUGAAU
Molecule: messenger RNA, 6358 nt
Organism: Hermetia illucens (black soldier fly)
Lineage: Eukaryota; Metazoa; Arthropoda; Insecta; Diptera; Stratiomyidae
Product: GTP-binding protein Di-Ras2
Exons: 7
Coding region: 1651-2451 (266 amino acids)
Molecular function (GO): GTPase activity; GTP binding
Source: RefSeq, a predicted model, not a curated record